This is a messenger RNA of Salpingoeca rosetta, 2294 nucleotides long. RefSeq lists its product as uncharacterized. The transcript has 15 exons. Bases 1 to 2001 code for a protein of 666 amino acids. The record is from RefSeq and is a predicted model, not a curated record. Gene Ontology annotation, molecular function: glycosyltransferase activity; protein binding. NCBI's taxonomy places the organism in Eukaryota, Choanoflagellata, Craspedida, Salpingoecidae.
AUGCUAUUUAGCGGGCAGCCGCAAAUCAGCCAAGUCACUCAUUUUCAAAGCAGAUUCAAGCACAAGCCCGGCAGUUCUUUUUGUGCUGUCGCGACCACCUCUGUGGAACGGACGAUGAUGACAGCGGUGCUGCUUGGCUUGUGCUUGCUUUUGUGUUGUUGCACAUCCGUGUGCAUUGGCAGUGCAAGGUAUGAUGCAGAGUGUGAUGCCAUCAUAUCGCACGCCAAGCAAGCCGCGUACUACCACAACCAAGGCCAGCUCGAUGCAUCGGAACGGGAGCACGCACUGGCCUUUGAGGCCUUCGAAAGAGCAGUCACCAUCGACCCCCACGACCCGCAGGCCUUUGCCAACAUGGCCAUCUACUCUUACAACUCGCAGCGGUUUGAUCACUGCCUCGAGUAUUGGGAGCAGGUGCUGAAGCGACUCUCUGCUGAUGACGUGCAAAUGCACGCCGUGGUGGCCGCCAAAAUGAGGGACUGUCGGUUUGGACGGCUGAGCGUCAACCGCGACAAGGCCUACAAUGCUGGCCAGGGCAACAUCACGGAGGCGCUGGAGUGGGCGCAGAAGCAGCUGGCCAUGAUCCCUUCCCCAGAAACGCACAGCGGCAUUGCAACCAUGCUUCUGAUGAAGUCCGAGACAGACCCGUCCCUGCAAGCAACUGCCCACCAGCAUUUCGAGCAGGCAGCGCAUAUCGCCCACCGCGGGUUUGUUGCGGGCGCACGUGCGCGUGGAUGGCGUUGUACGCAAUCAGACCGCCUCUACACGGGCUGGCGCCGUAGGAACAUGCCUCCCGGCACCCGCGUCCAGAGGCUCGACUCAGAGCACAAGUUCAGCGGGAGUGUGCGCCUGCUGUCGCCAACACCAAGCGAGGACGAUGGUGUUGCAACACAGACAUACACACAGGGUACCGUCUGGCACAUCACGCUGCCAAAUGCGGCGCUGUUUGGCAACGACGGUCUAAUUGCGCCAUCGCCCACACACAACACCGACUGCUGGCUCCAGCUUGGAUCAGCAGGCGUGUAUGUGAAUGUGUUGGCGAAUGUGCAGGUGCAGCCGGUGUGGGACGAGUACAGCAGCGGGCAGUUCUUCGACUUCAGUCGCGGUCGCCUCCCGAAUCACGGCAUGCAGCAGCCCCAACAGGUACCGCUGCUUACGAGUGCGGCGACUGUCGUCUCGUAUGCGGUGCGCUCUUACUUCCACUUUCUCACGGAAGCGCUCGGCCGGCUCCUCGUCCUCAUCGACCUCACACCAGAGACGACGCCGCUUGUGCUGCCGCAAGACGACACGGGAAACAAGUUCAUCACGCAAUACCUCGACCUCCUCCCGUCCACCGUUGCCGCCCGCGUGUUCCCGUACGACACAAAGUCUGGUUUCAACGACAUCCGACUGCGCAUUGAGACGCUUCAUAUUGUUGACUGGCAGACAACCGACGACGGCAGCGACGUACAGACACAUGCGCUCGCCCCGCGCUGGCUGCUGCGACGCGUGCGUGACACAAUGACGGCGAACGACGCCGUGAAGGCCGUGCUGCCGUCCGUACACACACACGCAGACCGCCCACUCAUCAUCAUUGCAUCACGCAAGACGGAGCGCAUGCGGAUCUUGGACGAGGAGGAUGCGUUGAUUGGCGCCAUUGAGACGGCUGUUGGCAACCACGCGCGUGUCGUUGUGUUUCGCGGACAGGAAAUGCCCAUUGCCAACACCAUCGCUCUCUUCAGCCAAGCAGACGUUGUUGUUGGGGUGCACGGUGGUGCGUUGGCAAACGUCAUCUUCUGCCCGUCAGGCGCCGCGUUAUUUGAAAUCGGAUUCAACACAACGCACACGCAACACUACCGCCACCUCGCCCUUGCCCUGGACCUGUCGUAUUCGCUCUCUCCGCUGGUGCCGGAUGAGCGCGGUGUUGGGCGAAAACGGGUUGCCUUACCCGAUGGUGCUGCUGCUCGCAUUGUUGCCGGGGUCACUGCACACCUCAACCUUCCCUCGCACCACGACGAGCUGUAGCGCGCCCGCAAAUGUGCACCCGUUUGCUUGCAUGUGUUUGUGUAUGCACACGAACACACACGAACACACACACACAUGUACAUGCACACGCAUGCACAUGCACAUGCACAGCAACUGUUCAUAGUAACCCCCUUUCCUCCUCUGUGUGGUGUAGCAUGCGGUAUCAAGUAGAUGGCUGCUGUCACACAGUCACGGUAACGGUUUACGCGUGAACGCACACAUACGCGCGCACACGCAUGAGAACAAUGGACUUUGGGGAGCAGACAACCCAAUUAACAAUGCAAAGAAGCACA